This is a messenger RNA of Necator americanus (New World hookworm), 348 nucleotides long. RefSeq lists its product as uncharacterized. The record is from RefSeq and is a predicted model, not a curated record. The coding region runs from base 1 to 348 and encodes 115 amino acids. The transcript has a single exon. Lineage: Eukaryota; Metazoa; Nematoda; Chromadorea; Rhabditida; Ancylostomatidae.
AUGCUCGGCGCCAGUCAACGAAAAACGAGCUUUAGAGUUGUGUAUGAGAAGAAGUGGAUUUACCUAAUCGAUAAAGAUCAACCGAACAUCAGCUCACGUUCAUCGCAAGCAAGAUGUCGUUCACUUCGUCCUCAAGGUGGUCCAACCUCUCUGAAGACAAUGAAGAGUUCUCUUACUUGGGGAGGCCGUUCUAAUUACUAUGCUCCCGGAAUGCUUGUCACCUUCGAAGUAUUCGGCAAAAUCCGUCUUAACUUUCCUGAAGCUACUGCCAGCAUCCUGCUUAUGACAGGGUCUUUGUUUAGAUCAGCAGUACAGCUGAUUAGGUCCGUUGCUGACAUUUCACUGUAG